AUGCCUUUUUCAUUUACUUUUCUAAUAUUCUUAAUAGGUCUUUUUAAAUCAACACUUUAGGAAGGUUUAGUUAACUAGACUAGAAAUCUUAUUGAAGAGAAUUAAUUCAGAAGGCUUUAAAGCUGCUAAUAGUAUUGCGAAGUCUGUGAUGUUGAUGGAAUAUGCUUGAAAUGCCUUGAUGAUAGAGUCUUUCCUAAUUGUGUUUGUCAAAUAGGUUUUUACAGUGAUUCAUAAGGUAAAUGCUAGCCAUGUAAAUAGGGAUGUUUGACAUGUACAACAGCGAACGACUGCUCUGCUUGGUAAAAUAUAUAUUCAUUUGAUGCUGCAACAUAGGGUUUGAAAUGUAAUAUUCCUAGCACAGAUGGAACAUGUCAAAGUCCUAAUAAUAGUGUCCUAUUUUACUAUACUAGGUUGCUAAACGAUUAUCAAACAAUUGAAGUUAUUUUUAACCAAAUGAUCUACAUAAAAAGUGCAGCAAAUUUUUAAAAUUAGAUAAUUCCUUCACCUACUAACUGUGCCAUAUUUACUGCAGAUUCUUCAACAUUCAUCAAUUCUUUUAGUUCUUCAUGUUCCAUAGAUUCAUUAAAAAGAAAUAUAUUUGUGAUAAAUUUAUAAUCUAAGCCUUCAACAUACAAUGCUCAAAAUCUUUUCCCUGUUCCUGAAUUAGAUCCAACUCAAAUAUCGAUUUAAUUAAAUGAAAAAUAAAUAUCUGUUACUAAAAUAUACAAGUUAGAAAAUCAAAUGAGAGUUCAAAACAAUGUUCUAAACAGGAUUUGCUUUUUUCCAAAGACUGAAGCGUUUAUAAAAGUAGGUUCAUCCUAACUAUUUCUUGCUCAAUUAAUACCUGGUAUGAUAUUCUAUAGAAACGAUAUCCUAAAAGAAAUUAAUGUAGUGAGCCCAUCAUAAUAUGUUGGAUAGAAAUUUGAUAUAUCUAAUUAUGAUGAUCCUAAUGGGCUUUCAGGGUAUUAAAUUAGUUUCAAAAAUACACCAAAUGUUGAAGCCAGUCUAAUUAUUUCUAUAAAAUGCUCAAUAUUUGGUUCUUCAACAAUAUCAUAAACAAAAUUAAGUUUGUCUAAUACUAAAGACACUAAUAAAGAAUAAGUAGCUCUUUAAAUAACAGGACAACUUUAUUUUAUUAACUAAAACUUAUAAAUAAAUUUUCAAGCUAUACAGUUUUCAUCAUUUUAAGAUUAUGCAAUAAAAAUUAUCACUCAGCCAUAAGUUAUGGACCCAGUUGUUAAAUAUUUAGCUUAAGCAGACAGUAAUGGAGUAAUUGGAAUUGUUCUCCCUUAAUUCACAGUCAAAGAGUCAAAAGAAGUUGUUUUUGUGUCUUACAUUUAUGAUUUAAGUGGUUCUAUUGUUUACCAUUCAUAUUGCUUUGCUUUAUUUGCAAGUGCCUAAUAUAUCACAGAACUUAUUUAGCCAAUUCCAAAACAAAAUCCUUUUUCUGAUGUUUGGAUCACUGUGGAUACAAAAGGUUUUUUUUUAGGAUAGUCAUAAAUAUUAAGUUCCGAUUUUUAUGCUUAAACUUGGUAUUGCAUUGAUCAAAACAAAAAUUCAUGUCUUAGUAGAACUGGAUAGCCAUUUUAGUUGAAGCAGCUUGGAAAUAGAAUGAUGCUUCCAGCACAACAAAUGUAAGUAAAUAUGAAAUAUACUUUCUACUACCAAUUUAAAAGUAUUGGUUUAGAAUUUAGUAAGCAAUACUAGUCAUAUAUUGUUGAUACAGGAUCAACUUUUGCAAUUGCAGCAUUUUCUUAUUAGCCUUUGAAGUAGGCAAUAAAUCUUAAAGAUGUAGUCUAUAUAGUACUUUUGAUUCAGGCAGAUUUUCCUUACUAGAUAGGAAAUGCUCUUUUUAACUUAGAGAUUUCAAUUGGCAAUAGUGAAACAAAAAAAUUAUAAUCAGUCUCCAAUCAAAUAUCAUUUAUUCCUGAAGAUUAUUUUCCUAACCCUGACUUCAAUACUCCUAUUUUAAAUGUAAAAUACUCCAUUUAUGACUAUUACUUUUAGUAAACCAUACCAAUGCAAGAUCCUAAUUCCCCAUUGUAGAUCAAUCUUAAUCCUCCUAACUAAAUGGCAAUUAAUAUUGUAUCAAAGACUUAUGUAGCAUAUUAAGAUUAAGUAAAAAUCUAAUGCAAUAAUUGCCCUAGUAACAUAAAAUACUAAUUCUUCUAUUACACAAACUAAAGUGAUAGGGAUUUUGAACUUAAAAACCCUCUUUAAACAAAAAGAAAGAUGCUUAGUUUAGAAUAAUAGCAAUUAUCAACCACUACGAUCCUUCCUCCUGGAAACUUAAUAAUCAUGAUAUUAGGAUUUGAUGUAGAUAAAAACUUGUUUACUAAUGUUACAUAAGCUUUAACAGUUACUGGGACAACUUUUACAGAACAAACUUACACAAAUUUAAUUUAAAGUUAAUAUGCUAAAGCUUAGUUAUAUCAAAAUUAAAAUUAGAUUCUAAAUUAAAUUUUGACCUAUCAAACAAUCAUGGAAGCUAUCGAAUAGUAUGAAAGCUCAAAUACCUCUCCCUCAAACGUUACUUAAAUCAAACUUAAUAUUUUAAAUAAUUUGUUGCAAGGCUAAUGGUCUACUUAAAUCAAUAAUAUCUUAACUCUUUCAGGAUAGAUCAUUCAAAGAUUGCUAUAAAGCUAAAUUUAGUUAACUCAACAAAUGUUUUAAUCAGCUUCAACUUCUAUAAAGAAUAGAAUAUCCUUUAUCUACUCUCAAGCAAAGGUACUUGACGCUGCUUCUUUAAAUGCUGAUACUAUUUUGCUUUUUUAGAACAACAUAUAAAUUACAUCACAAAUAUAUAUGCAGCUAGUCAACAAAAGUGUUAACUUUGGAAAGUAUUCGGAAUCUGAGAUAAUCCAGAAUACAAUUUCUUUAAUGAGCUCCUACUCAUGUUUGCUCCAAACCAACCAGUCUCCUGUCAGACUUACUACUCAAGCAGCCUCUUUACAAAUUGAAAAGUAUGAUGAUAUUACAUUCUAAUAUAAUUACUAUUAAUUAGUUGGUUAGAAUCUAGAUUCCAUUACCCUAUCCUAGAACUAUUAUGUCUUAACUCAACAAUGGACCAACAGUACUUAUGUGUAUCGUGAUGAACUUUAAUAAAUUAACUAGUAAUAUCUUACUUAGGUUAAUAGUACUUAUGUUCCAUACCUUUAGAGAACUUAUGAUAUUAAAAUCCCUGCCAUAUUUACUGAUUAACCAUAUGUUGUCUCUUCUUCUCGUAGAAGAAGAUUCUUGCAAACAGCUCCACCUUCCUCUUUACGUCCUAAUUUCAUUAUGAAUUUUGGAUAAGUCUCCCCUGAUGAAAAGCUCUAGUGCAUAUAGCGCUAAACUACUGGUAAUUGGGUUCACAAUAGUUGCCAAACUAAAGUAUUAUAUUAAAAUAAUGUAAGAUCAAUAUCUUGUAUAUGUUAAACUCCAGAUGUCACAUCAAUAAUUGCUGAUAUCACUGGUUUAAUAGAAAAUAAAAAUUUGUAAAAAAUCUUUAGUGAAGAUGGAAUUUUAGGUCUCAGUAAUCUAACAAACUGGUAUGAAUACGCAGCUAUUUGGACUAUGAUAGGCCUUAAUGUAGUCUUUAUAAUGUUAAUAGUACAUUUUAUUGCCCUUGAUAAGCAAGACUUUAAGGCUUUGCAAAGUAGCUCAUCAUAGAAUGUUGAUUCUAAAGAUAAGCCUACCAAAAAGUAAAAAAUGCUUUUGAUCAUUAAAUAAAAAAAACUUGAAAGUAAACUCUCAGAAAAUCUUAUAGAAAUUUAAAACAAAACGCCUUCUCAAAAUAAAUAGAAUUACGAUGAAAUAAGGUAGACAGAAACGCAAAAUGAUCAAGAACUUUAAUUAUUGUCAAAGAAAUAGCAAAGCAAUUCAGACAAAAAAGAAAAUAUUUUUGAAAAAUAAUAACAAAACGAAUUAAAUAAUAAUCUCUAAACAGAAAAUAAAAUUUUAAGCAAUUUAGACACUAAAAAAGAAUCAUCAAUAAAAUUGAAGAGCUAAAAUUCAGUUAAUGAAGAGGACUAAAAUAAACUUGAAGCUGGAAAAUCAAAAUAAUUAAUUUAAAUGAAUGAUAACAAGCAAAGCUUCCAUAAUGUAGUGACUACAUAAAAAAAUCUUACUAAUGAGCAACUUAAUGAAAAUGAGUCAAUUAAUAAUGAGCAUUUAUCCCCUAAAAAUAAAGAAUUACAUAAUAUUAACUCAAAGAAUUCUUCAGUUUAAUAUGAUUCAGUGAAAUCUAAAAAAAUAAUUACUGAGGAAUAAAUAGAAAAAUAAACAAGUGUUUUAAAUGAAAAAUAGUUAAAAUUGCAAAUAAAAUAAGAGAAGUAGCUUAAAGAAAAAUAAGAAAAAGCAGAAAAAGAAGAGUAAUAAAAAAUAAAAGAUGAGCAGGCAAAACAGAAACUUUAGCAAUUCUUAGAUAAAGAAAAACCUAUUCUGGGAAUAUUUGCAUUCCAUUAAUUCCUGUCUUUAUUCUAUGUAUAUUAUGAAAAACAAUCGAGACUUCUCAGAUUGGCCAUAUAUUACAAUAAGUUAAUAUGGUUAUUAACUUUGAAUUCUAUUUUUGGAAAAAAUAUAAGUGUUGUGUAGGUUAUUGUUUUGAGUAUAGUCACAACAAUUGUACUCACUAUUGUGACAACAAUUAUUUAAAUGCUUUUAUCAAAAUAGAAGCUAGUCAAAAUAGGUUUAGUUAUUAUAUUCUUAUUUUGCUUAUUCUGUUAUUAUAGCAUACUCGUUGUAAUAGCAGGACAAUCGGCUGAAGAUGCUAACAUGUGGAUUUUAUCCUAUCUAGCAACAUUUAUCCUUAAUGAAUUCAUAAUAGGGCUUUUAAUAAGUAUUGGUAUGUAUUAUGGUUGCAAAAAAUUGAUAACAAAAGUUAGCAACACAGUUCUAGAAUUGUUAGGGGCUGCUUUGCUUUUACAAACCUUUAAAUCUUGA
Molecule: messenger RNA, 4923 nt
Organism: Tetrahymena thermophila SB210
Lineage: Eukaryota; Ciliophora; Oligohymenophorea; Hymenostomatida; Tetrahymenidae
Product: transmembrane protein, putative
Exons: 5
Source: RefSeq, a predicted model, not a curated record